Messenger RNA from Colossoma macropomum (tambaqui), 2140 nucleotides. It is a transcript of the gene fus, whose product is annotated as FUS RNA binding protein. The coding region runs from base 147 to 1715 and encodes 522 amino acids. NCBI's taxonomy places the organism in Eukaryota, Metazoa, Chordata, Actinopteri, Characiformes, Serrasalmidae. The transcript is spliced from 15 exons. Gene Ontology annotation, cellular component: nucleus. Gene Ontology annotation, biological process: regulation of DNA-templated transcription. The record is from RefSeq and is a predicted model, not a curated record. Gene Ontology annotation, molecular function: transcription coregulator activity; RNA binding.
UAUUGUCAUUUCUCUCAGGCUGCUGGAGAGAAGAAGGUGUUCAGUUAGUAGAGCGGUUGAGCUGAAAUAUACAACAUUUUACCCAGAUAUCCAGCUAAUUACGUCCAUUUGGGCUUUUUACACUUUAGAGAAGUGUAAACGUGAUCAUGGCGUCGAGUGAUUAUUCCCAGACUGCUAGCCAUGGCGGUUAUGGUGGAUAUGGAAGUCAGUCCAGCCAAGGCUACAGCCAGCCUGCUGGGCAGAGCUACAGCCAGCAGGGCUAUGGAGGUUACAGCCAAGGCUCAGAGAGCAGCCCUGCUCCAUACAGCCAAGGAGGAUAUGGCUCCAGCUAUGGCCAGUCCCAGUCAGGUGGAUAUGGAUCCCAGCCCCCGUCCCAGGGCUACAAUCAGUCGAGUCAGUCCUACAGCUCUGGAGGCUACAAUAGCAGCAGCCAGCCCCCACAGGGAGGAAGCUACAAUCAACAGUCCUCCUAUUCGGGCUACAGCCAGCAACAGUCAACCCCACCCCCUGCUUCUAGUUACGGCAGCAGCAGUCAGUCAUCAGGCUAUGGGGGACAGAGUGGUGGUUAUGGUGGCAGCGGAGGCCAGGGUGGAGGAUACGGAGGCAGUGGAGGACAGAGUGGGGGAUAUGGAGGUAGUGGAGGGCAGCAACAUUCCUCUCCGCAUGGAGGGGGUCCUUACAGCCAGCCUCCCAGUUACAGUUCACCUCCACCCCAAAGCUAUGGACAACAGAAUCAGUAUGGACAAGGAGGAGGGUACAAUCAGGAUGCCCCACCCAUGAGUGGAGGUGGGGGGGGUUACGGUGGGCAGGAUGGCCGAGGUGGACGUGGCCGUGGAGGAGGUGGUUUCGGAGGUCGUGGAUCGGGCGGAUUUGACAGAGGGGGUCGUGGAGGACCCCGAGGCAGAGGGGGAAUGGGAAUGGGCGAUCGUGGAGGAUUCAAUAAGUUUGGUGGACCACGGGACCACGGACCCGGUGGGCCCAACAUGCAGGAGCAGGAUAAUUCUGAUAACAACACCAUCUUUGUGCAAGGCCUGGGAGACAACUAUACCGUGGACUCUGUCGCAGAUUUCUUUAAACAGAUUGGCAUUAUCAAGAUGAAUAAGAAGACAGGAUUGCCCAUGAUAAAUCUGUACACUGACAGAGAGACGGGCAAGCUGAAAGGAGAGGCUACUGUUUCCUUUGAUGAUCCUCCUUCUGCUAAAGCUGCCAUUGACUGGUUUGACGGUAAAGAUUUUAAUGGAAACCCCAUUAAGGUGUCCUUUGCUACACGCCGGGCUGACUUUGGCCGUGGAGGUGGAGGCAUGAGAGGUGGCCGUGGGCGAGGAGGGCCAAUGGGAAGAGGUGGAUUUGGUGGUGGUAGGGGUGGUGGUUUCCCUGGUAAUAAUGGCAGCGGCGGAGGCCAGCAAAGAGCUGGAGACUGGAAAUGUUCAAACCCGUCAUGUGGAAAUCUGAACUUCUCAUGGCGUAACGAGUGUAACCAGUGUAAAGCGGCCAAACCCGAGGGUGCUGGAGGAGGAAUGCCGCCGAUGGGAGGAGGUUAUGGUGGAGACCGUGAGCGGGGCAGGGGUGGUUUUGAUCGUGGUGGGUUCCGUGGACGAGGUGGUGACCGAGGGGGCUUCAGAGGAGGUAGAGGCGGAGACCGGGGAGGAUACGGUCCUGGGAAGAUGGACUCACGGGGUGAACACAGGCAGGACCGCAGAGAGAGGCCCUACUGAUUUCCAAAAAGGCAUCUGUAACCUCUGCCCUAUCUACACUCCGUUCUGUCCGGGACCAGCAUAGGCUCCACCACCAUUGAUAAAGUUUUUAUAUACUCUUUCUAGUGUUACAUUUAAGAGCAUCAUUUCCAGAUAUAGAUUAAGUUUAGCCCUGCACUUAAAAAAUGAAGAAUAAAACUAAAAUAGGACUAGGCGUAAUCUUUCCAGGAAACAGCUGUGUAUUGCUCAUUUGUGGAAGGUUUAGUUGUUGAACUCUGUUUCUUCACCUUGUGCUGCUCACUGGUAAACAGUUUUUCCUUUAUAAUGGUUUAUUUGCACCAUUUUUUGUGAAAUGUGUUUUUGUCUGAUUUUUUUUUUCUCUUUGUUUUCGAUUUUGUAUUUUGUAUGGAAUUGUGCUGUUGAAAUAAACAUCCAGAAAAAAUGUG